CAACCAACAGCACCCACCGGCACAUCAUGGCUGCGCUCACCACCCCACAGCCCCGCCUGUGCCACGCCGCCCCGACACUUCUGCUCCUGCUCACCGCUCUCACCGCCGCCCUCGCCUGCCAACACCUCUGGACCCAGCACGACACCUUCCCCUGGGAACAACUCCAGCUCCUCAACGACAUGGCUCCCAACUCAACAAACACCUGUCAACUCCACAACCCGCCCUUCUUCCCCGACACCCUCCGCCACAACAACCUCAACCCGCACCAAGCCGCCGACGCCGCCCUACGCAUCCUCCAACACCUCUUCCACACCCUCAGCGACAACAGCACCUCCCAGCACUGGCACGCCCAGCCACGACACCGCCUCCUCAACCAACUCCAGCACCACAUCCACCGCCUCGAGCAAUGCCGCCCCGACAACGCACGCCUCUUCAAAGGACCCCGCAACCCCCUCACCACCAUCAACAAGUACUUCAAGGACAUCCACCUCUUCCUCCACGCCCACAACCACAGCGCCUGCGCCUGGGACCACGUCCGCCUCGAAGCUCAAGACUCUUUCCGACACCUCCACAACCUCACGCGCACCAUGCGCCGACACCCCAAACACACACACACGCCCACAACACCCCUCUGACACCC
This is a messenger RNA of Neopelma chrysocephalum (saffron-crested tyrant-manakin), 640 nucleotides long. RefSeq names its product interferon-like. Gene Ontology annotation, cellular component: extracellular region. The transcript has a single exon. Bases 27 to 635 code for a protein of 202 amino acids. NCBI's taxonomy places the organism in Eukaryota, Metazoa, Chordata, Aves, Passeriformes, Pipridae. The record is from RefSeq and is a predicted model, not a curated record. Gene Ontology annotation, biological process: T cell activation involved in immune response; cytokine-mediated signaling pathway; B cell proliferation. Gene Ontology annotation, molecular function: type I interferon receptor binding; cytokine activity.